Molecule: messenger RNA, 1221 nt
Organism: Diaporthe amygdali
Lineage: Eukaryota; Fungi; Ascomycota; Sordariomycetes; Diaporthales; Diaporthaceae
Product: RNA-3'-phosphate cyclase family protein
Exons: 1
Coding region: 1-1221 (406 amino acids)
Biological process (GO): ribosome biogenesis; endonucleolytic cleavage of tricistronic rRNA transcript (SSU-rRNA, 5.8S rRNA, LSU-rRNA)
Cellular component (GO): nucleolus
Molecular function (GO): RNA endonuclease activity
Source: RefSeq, a predicted model, not a curated record
AUGUCGACUCCAAACCCUGAGUACCUGCGCUUGACAGGCCAUAAAUCCUUUACCCACCGCCUCAUCCUCUCCACGCUGACUGGCCGACCCGUCCACAUCUCUGGCAUCCGCAGCUCGUCUCCCACCGCACCCGGGCUUGCCCCUCAUGAAGUCUCCUUCCUGCGACUCCUCGAGGCUGUCACCAACGGCAGCUCCAUGCAAAUCUCCUACACCGGCACAACAAUAACAUAUCACCCUGGUCUGAUCACCGGCACUGUGGCCGGAGCAGGCGCGGCCUCAGACGAUGUCAUCGAGCAUGUGUUGCCCCCGAAUUGCUCCCGGGGCGUCACCUACUUCCUGCUACCACUGGCCCUUCUCGCACCCUUUUCAAAAGCACACAUGAAUGUUCGCUUCUCAGGGCCGGGCGUCAUCACUUCCGCCACCAACACCGGCGACAUGUCUGUCGACUCCUUCCGUACUGCCAUCCUCCCACUUUACGCCCUUUUCGGCAUUCCUCCUGCGCGCAUCGAGCUGCGCGUAUUACAAAGAUCCUGUCCCGGGCCCAGGGGCACCGGCGGCGGCGGAUCGGUCGAGCUGCGCUUUGCAAGCCAGGUGCGCCUGCCGAAGACUCUACAUCUCAACAGGUCGCCCGGGCGGAUACGGAGGAUCCGUGGUGUCGCAUACUGCACAGGUGUUUCAGCGAGCAACAACGCACGUAUGAUUCACGAGGCGAGGAGGAUACUGAAUCCAUUGGUGUCGGAUAUACAUAUUGCCGCGCAGUACGACCCUGCGCCACUGGUGCCCGACAAGAACGCUCCAGGGAAGGGGAAGAAGAAGCUGGGUAUAGGUUUUGGGCUGAGCCUGGUGGCCGAGUCCAGCGUGCCUGGUGUGCUGUACUCUGCGGAUGUGGUAGCACCGCCGGAGGGCGGCGUGGUCCCUGAGGACAUUGGCACACGGUGCGCAUAUCAGCUGGCCGAGACAAUACAACAAGGAGGGUGUGUGGCCUGGUCGGCAUCCAGGACGAUUCUCACGCUGAUGGCUAUGGGGUCCGAAGACGUUGGGCGGUUAAGAUUGAGCAAGGACACUGUGGGUACCGAGGAGGUGUUGCAACUGGCCAGGGACCUGAGGAGUUUUGGCGGAGCAAGCUGGGGACUACGACCUGUGGAUGACGACGAUUCCGAUGACAUAUUGGUAUCUGUGAAAGGCUCUGGCGUUGGCAACGUGGGCAGGAAAAUCGCUUAA